AUGAAUCAAAAUAAGAAGAAGAAGAUUAAGAUGAAUAGCGGUCGCGCACGGGUGCCGAAAUGCGCUCGAUGCCGCAACCAUGGUCUCAUCUCCAGUCUACGCGGCCAUAAGAAGGCCUGUGCUUACCGACACUGCCAAUGCCCGAAGUGUGGCCUCAUCAAAGAACGACAACGGAUAAUGGCUGCUCAGGUGGCUCUGAAGCGCCAGCAAGCAGCUGAAGAUAAGAUAGCUCUGCACCUGGCGUCGGUGGAGAGUGGGACGGCGUUGGCGGCGCUGCCCCCAGGCCGCAUCUACGGGAUGAGGGUCACAGGCCCUUGUCCCAGCCCCGGCCCGGAACCUGACUCCGCUCAUGAUCAGACUCCCAUCCACAUCGAUAGCGAGACGAGUGACUCCAUGCCAGAUUGUUGUGCGUCUCCGGAUUCUGCCGGGAACUCCGCUACACCACGUUCGCGGAUCGGUGGAAGCGAAGAUCCAACAGAGGGUGAAGGAACAGUAAGCACCGCGGGCUUGGAGAUGUUACGUAAGCUGUUCCCUGGCAAGAAGCGUUCAGUGCUUGAGCUCGUUCUACGUCGCUGCAACCACGACCUUCUCCGAGCUGUUGAACACUUCAAUGCUACACAGGUGAGCGGCCGUCUUUUGCAGGGCCACCGCGACAAACUGCUGUCGCCUGGCGCGGGUGCCAGUUCAAGUUUCGAUGCAUCGGUUACCAGCUCUGAAGAGAAUGAGACGCGAUGGUCUGCCUUCCGGCCAGUUGGGCCGCGAGCGCCUCUGCUGCCUGCUUUGGUGAUGGGUCGAGUGUGUGGCUCUGAGUGGCUUGUGCCCUUGCCUGCUUUACCGACUUUAUCUGCGCCGUUGUUUCUCCCGCUACAACACCAACACCCCCCGCCCGCUCCUUGCGCACCUGAUUGCCGACAGUGCAAUCACCACUGAAGUUUUGCGUUAGAAGUACCGAUCGAAGUGUUGUGCGUACGAUUAUGUUGCAAGUUGGUGUCGUUCUUGAUAACGAAGCCUCGAUGUAAAGCUCG
This is a messenger RNA of Pectinophora gossypiella (pink bollworm), 1025 nucleotides long. RefSeq names its product doublesex- and mab-3-related transcription factor dmd-4 (gene dmrt93B). The transcript has 6 exons. NCBI's taxonomy places the organism in Eukaryota, Metazoa, Arthropoda, Insecta, Lepidoptera, Gelechiidae. Gene Ontology annotation, molecular function: RNA polymerase II cis-regulatory region sequence-specific DNA binding; DNA-binding transcription factor activity, RNA polymerase II-specific. The record is from RefSeq and is a predicted model, not a curated record. The coding region runs from base 1 to 930 and encodes 309 amino acids. Gene Ontology annotation, cellular component: nucleus. Gene Ontology annotation, biological process: sex differentiation; regulation of transcription by RNA polymerase II.